UUGGGUGACUCUCUGCGUUUAACUGUUGAGGGACCUCACAAUAAAUACACAUACAAUGCAUUGAUUCCUUUGCAAGUCACAGAUUCACGCCAUUAAACAAAUCCCAACCUAUUCUUGAGCUUCUUAUCCCUGUACCGGUAAUGUGAGAAAAAAGGCGACUUUUUGUCUUGAUUCUCCAAUGGGUUGUUGUGUAAGCACCCAUGGAACUUCAACAAAGCACCAGAAUUUCCAAGCGGUAUCUGAAUCUUUGAAGCCCAAUUCAACUUGUGAAAGUAGAGCUCCACCCCCUUCUAUUGAAGAAGAAACAGUUAAGGAGGUCCUCUCUGAAACUCCCAAACUCAAGCCGCCACCAUCAGCAGUACCCCAACUUCUACAACCGAUCAAGAAUCCACAACUGGAACUCCAUCACCAAGAAACUAACAGCAAGAAAAUCCACAUUAACCCACCAUUUCCUGAUGAGAAGAUCAAACCAAAUGGUCACAAGAAUGAUGAGUUCAUUUUCAAAGAAAAAGAAAUCUCUGAACAGGAAGUAUCAGAAGUCUGCAGCUUGAGCUUCAGCGAGACUGUGUCAACUACGACCUUCAACAAUGACAAAAGGGAUGAAGAUGACGAUGAUGGCGAGGAAGUGAAGCAAAGAGUAAAGAAAUCUCCGGUAGCAAAAUUGACUCUAGGAAACAAGGCAGUUUCAGGCGAUUUUGGCCCCAGGCGAGACAGGGUUCUGGGAAAGUCACCCAACCGUAGAAUCGAGCAGUCACCGGACAAAAUAAACAAUGCCGGUCGUGGAGGUGGAGGUUCAGUGAGGUUGGUUCAAAGCAGGGAGUCCGGUACUUAUCAGGCGGGAAGACAAGGGUUGAAGCCCGACGCAAAUAGGAGAGACCCAGGUGAGAUCUCCGGGAGGAGGUUUGGGUCUCCGGCCAACAAUAGAUCUAUAAUGGGUCAUAGCCCGUCGACAAGGAGGACGAACGGGUCUCCGAGUCGGGCAAGAACUGAUCUGACCCAGAGCAGUGGCGGUGGCGGUGGCGGUGUUAUGGAGUGUAAGUGGCCAUGCACUUCAGAUACUAGUGGAACUUCAACAACUGAGUCCCUUGAAAACCCACUUGUUUCCCUUGAAUGUUUCAUCUUUCUAUGAAGAGGCACAAAAUUCUCGCCGGAAUUACUCCUCCGGUGGGUUUGUUGGUGCAUUUUGUGAAACAUUAUAUUUUUGAGAUUUAUUUUUCUUAUGUGAAUAUUAGUUGGGGUAAAUUUCGAAAUGAAAACUAAGGAGAUAUUAUUGCGUUA
Messenger RNA from Hevea brasiliensis (rubber tree), 1278 nucleotides. RefSeq lists its product as uncharacterized. The transcript has a single exon. Lineage: Eukaryota; Viridiplantae; Streptophyta; Magnoliopsida; Malpighiales; Euphorbiaceae. The record is from RefSeq and is a predicted model, not a curated record. Bases 179 to 1129 code for a protein of 316 amino acids.